Messenger RNA from Stegastes partitus (bicolor damselfish), 4227 nucleotides. Its product is annotated as roundabout homolog 2-like. Lineage: Eukaryota; Metazoa; Chordata; Actinopteri; Pomacentridae. The transcript is spliced from 27 exons. Gene Ontology annotation, molecular function: protein binding. The record is from RefSeq and is a predicted model, not a curated record. Bases 1 to 4227 code for a protein of 1408 amino acids.
AUGGGUCCUCUACAGUAUUUAUUUCUCAGUGGACUUCUGUACACCCAAACCGAUGGGUCUCGUCUUCGCCAGGAAGACUCCCCUCCCCGCAUCGUGGAGCACCCCUCUGACCUCAUUGUGUCUAAAGGGGAACCAGCCACUCUCAACUGUAAAGCAGAAGGCCGUCCAACCCCCUCGGUGGAAUGGUACAAAGAUGGGGAGCGCGUGGAGACGGACCGUGACAACCCCCGCUCCCACCGUAUGCUGCUGCCCAGUGGCUCCCUCUUCUUCCUACGCAUCGUCCACGGACGGCGGAGCAAACCGGAUGAUGGCAGCUACGUGUGCGUGGCCCGAAACUAUCUGGGAGAGGCCGUAAGCCGGAACGCAUCUCUAGAAGUAGCAUUGUUACGCGAUGACUUCAGGCAGAACCCACAGGAUGUGGUGGUGGCGGUCGGGGAGACUGCCAGUUUUGAGUGUCAGCCUCCACGUGGGCACCCUGAACCCAACACCUUCUGGAGGAAAGAUAAAACUCGACUUGACCUCAAGGAUGACAGGAUCACGGUUCGUGGGGGGAAGCUGACUAUCUCAAACACCAAGAAGACCGAUGCAGGGAUUUAUGUGUGUGUGGCCGCCAACAUGGUCGGGGAGAGGGAAAGUGAAAAAGCUCAGCUCUCGGUGUUUGAAAGACCCGUGUUUGUGCAGCGGCCUGUGAACCAGGUGGUCUUAGUAGACGAGAGCGUAGAGUUCAGGUGUCAGGUCCACGGUGACCCGCCGCCUACGCUGCGAUGGAAAAAGGAGGACGUGGAUAUUCCCCGCGGCAGGUAUGACAUCAGAUAUGAAAAAGAAGACUUCCUCCUGAGGAUAAAGAAAGCAUCCGUCAGCGAUCAGGGGACGUUCGCCUGCCUGGCGGAGAACCGCGUGGGUAAAGCCGAGGCCUCCGCCUACCUGACCAUCAGAGCUCGUCCCGUUGAGGCACCUCAGUUUGUGGUGCGACCCCGUGACCAGAUUGUGGCUCAAGGACGAACAGCUACCUUUCCCUGUGAGACCAGGGGCAAACCUCAGCCCACUGUCUUCUGGCAACGAGAGGGCAGCCAGGAUCUUCUGUUCCCCAAUCAGCCAACGCAGGGGGACAGCCGUGUGUCUGUGUCUGUGAAUGGAGAGCUGACCAUCUCAUCUGUACAACGCUCAGAUGCCGGGUAUUAUAUCUGCCAAGCCCUCACUGUGGCAGGGAGCAUCAUGGCCAAGGCCCAGCUUGAGGUUGCAGACGCCCUGAAGGACCGCCCACCACCUAUCAUCCGGCAGGGCCCAUCGAACCAAACGCAAGCGCUGGGAGGUGUGUCCCUUCUGAGGUGUUUGGCGUCGGGGGACCCAGAGCCCACGGUCACCUGGCGUAAGAAUGGGGCCAACCUGCUUGGAAAGGACCCACGAUUUUCCCUACUGGAGCAUGGCAGCCUUCAGAUCCAGAAUACCCGGCUGUCUGACUCAGGGUUGUAUACCUGCGUUGCUACCAGCUCCAGCGGAGAAACAUCGUGGAGUGCCUACUUGGAUGUCAGAGACUCCACUGACCUCAUCGACUUCAUGUCUCACAAUGCAACCGCCCUCCCAGGGCCACCCUCCAAACCAGAGGUCACCGAUGUUACCAAGAGCAGUAUCUCGUUGUCAUGGGAACCGGGGCCGGAGGCGGGCUCCCCGGUGUCCUCCUAUGUCAUCGAGGCUUUCGGUCAGUCAGUGAGCAACAGCUGGCAGACAGUGGCAGACCAUGUGAAGGCGGCAGAGUUCACUGUCAAGGACUUGCGACCCAAUACUGUCUACUUGUUCAUCAUCCGGGCAGUCAAUGCUCAAGGGCUCGGGGACCCAAGCCCUAUGUCUGAGCCUGUUCGGACUCAAGACAUUAGUCCCACAGCUCAGGGAGUGGACCACCGCCGUGUGCAGAAGGAGCUGGGGGAUGUGGUGGUCAACAUGCAUAAUCCUGUAGUUCUUAGCUCCACUUCAGUGCAGGUCACAUGGACUGUGGAGAAUCCAUCCCAGUUUAUUCAAGGCUACCGCGUUCUGUACCGGCAAACUUCAGGGCUGCCUUCCCCAGGGCCGUGGCAGAUACAGGACUUGAAGGUUGCCUCGGAGAGAGACAUAACUCUCUCCGGUCUGAAGAAGGGCAUCGUCUAUGAGAUUAAAGUGCGGCCAUACUUCAAUGAGUUCCAGGGUGCAGACAGCGAAUCCAUGACCGCCCGCACCAUGGAGGAAGCACCCAGCGCGCCUCCAGAGCAAGUGACAGUGUUGACAGUGGGAAGCCAUAACAGCACAUCCAUCAGCGUGUCGUGGGACCCUCCUCCCUCCGACCAGCAGAAUGGCAUCAUCCAGGAGUACAAGAUUUGGUGUUUGGCCAACGAAACCCGCUUUCAUGUCAAUAAGUCUGUAGACGCGACCAUCCGUUCAGUGGUGGUCGGGGGUCUGCAGACCGGAGUGCAGUACCGUGUGGAGGUGGCGGCAGGCACCAGCGCAGGGGUGGGGGUCAAGAGCAAACCCCAGCUCAUCAUCCUGGGUGCAGAACUGAGGGACGUGAUGACAGGAUCGGAGGGCAACAAUAGCAUCUCCGACGUGGUGAAGCAGCCGGCCUUCAUCGCUGGCUUGGGAGGGGCCUGCUGGAUCGUCCUCAUGGGCUUCAGCGCCUGGUUGUACUGGAGGAGGAAAAAGAGGAAGGGACUUAGCAACUACGCAGUUCAGUCCUUCACCUUUACUCGAGCAGUUACAUUCCAAAGAGACAGAGGCCUGAUCAGAAAUGGAAGCCGUCCGGGGCUGUUAAAGGCGGGCGAUCCGGGCCUCCCCUGGUUGGCUGACUCCUGGCCUUCCACAAGCCUCCCAGCGAACGGCGGUUUAGGCAGUCCGAAGGGCGGAAGCAACUUUGGCCGAGGAGAUGUUUUACCGUCUGCAGCGGUGGAGAAAACGGGCACCAUGCUGUCUGAUGGUGCCAUCUACAGCAGUAUUGACUUCAUGGGGAAGGCAGGCUACAGCAGCCCAGCGCGAGGCAGUCAGCCCACCCCCUAUGCCACCACUCAGAUACUCCAAUCCAACAGCUUCCACGAGCUGGCUGUGGAUAGGCCAGAUCCCCGCUGGAAGGCUUCUCUCCAAGCCCAGCAGGAAAUAGCAAACCUGGGCUACUCGCUAACUGACAGACGCCCUGGCAGUGGUGCAAAGGUUGGGAAGAAAAAGAAGGUGAAGGGUGGAACAAAAACCUCUAAAUCAAAUGGGACAUGUUGGGCUAACGUGCCCCUGCCUCCACCACCCAUGCACCCUCUCCCUGGUACCGAGGUUGACCUUGACCGCUACCCCCAGGAAAACCACGGAGGAGGAUAUGACAGCAACAGUUGGGCCCCGCCCAUGUCCGUCCAGACCUACCGCCACCAGAAUUUGGACAACGAAGUGGAGGAGGAGAGAGGUCCCACUCCGCCCCUGAGAGGAAGAUCCUCCUCGCCGGCAGCAGCUCCCUUCAGCCAGCCCUCAUCCUCCGCUCUCAGCACUGCCCACCAUGAAGAAAUGCAAUCCAUCUUGCAGGCCCACCUGGAUGAGCUGACCAGAGCGUACCAGUACGAGGUGGCGAAGCAAGCGUGGCAUAUGAAGAGCAGCCCAAAUGUGUCCAACAGCCCGAUGGAAUUCAUGUCCAGCACGCUGGGCUCCGAUCUGGGAGCCACUCUCCUUUCUGAGGAAGACGAGGAGGAGGAGGAUGAAAGAUACGCUGUGGUGUCGAAAAAUUUGUGUGGCUUUGAAUACACCCCUGGUCACAGCGUGGACAACCUUGAGGGCUCAGGUAAAGCCUCCCAGCAGUGUCACUCAGACACCUAUGGCGCAGCAGACCAUGGUGCUCAGGGCUCGCACAGCCUUGGACACAAGAGGGCACCACUCACUGGCCACAAACCUCAGACAGACAAGGUUGGAACUCUUCCCAGACGAAGAGACACCAACGCAGACGCCCACACACCGGCCAUCAAGUCCCUGCAUGGCAUGGGCUCCCACAUGCACAGCUCGUGGGCAGCUGCGGCCUCGGACCCCUCUGAGGAGUGCAUGGUGACCGUGUCGACGCUGGAGCGGCAGCAUAUGGCGUCCUGGAGCGGCACGGCGUCAUCCGGCAGGGCCACCCUGGGCAGGGGUUCCCACAAGAGACCUGGCACAGACCCCUCCCACAACGGGCAUCCUUCCACAAACGGCACAGAGAAACGGGAACACUGUAAGAGCUGUGAGGACGCGUCAGUGUGA